Molecule: messenger RNA, 4510 nt
Organism: Dermacentor andersoni
Lineage: Eukaryota; Metazoa; Arthropoda; Arachnida; Ixodida; Ixodidae
Product: transmembrane protein 59-like
Source: RefSeq, a predicted model, not a curated record
GUGGCGGCCCCGCCGCUUUCGCACGCAGGCACAAACCAAACUACAGCGACUACAGCAGCGCAGAGACAAGCAAGCUCGGUGCUAGUAGCUGCCGUGCACCUGGUAAUCGGAAGCGAGCGGAACUGCACGCUUCUUUUGUUCUUGCGGGCCUCUGAGCGUUCGGUGCGGAACGGACGACGUGUAGUGCACCGUGUCGCCGUUGAUCACGAGAGACUGCACAGCACUGCGGUGAACGCAGCUACGAGGACGCGACAAUGCAGGCAGGAGGCUUAGUUGCGUUUCUGGCCCUGGCCAUAGCGACGUGCAGCUGUGAACCGCUCCGCAAAGGAGGCAGCUCGGAGGAAUUCGAAAGCUGCGAGUCGCACUGCGAGCUGACCUACCCGGCGCACACGUAUCCGAAGCCCGAGCAUCUCGACGCAUGCAAGAAAGGAUGUCGCAACUUCGUCGAGGCCGGCUUCCACGCGGUGACCCACGACAUGAACGCUACGCACGCUGCCUGCUUCAACGCCUGCACAGAGGCCUAUCCAAGCCAGCCUAGCUACUACGCAUGUACCGAAGGAUGCGACGAGCAGUUCAGGCAUGUGAGCAAAAUGUCGGAGCACAAGAAGUCGUCACAUCUUCACCCGCUCAAGCUGCUCAUGCUGGUGCAGAAGAUGUACGAGACGGUGGUGGACCAUGUGUGCCGCAUUAUUCGACGCACGUUUUAUGCCGUUUACGUGCAGAAGGACACUGGCCACCUGAUUGUAGUGCGUGGAGAGCUCACGCCAAUCCGUAUCCUCGAUCCUCAUGCCGGGGACCCUGCAGAAGACAAGUCGGCCAAGCCACUGUCGUCUGCCAAGACUGAGCAGGAGGCGGCUGCUGCCGAGACGUCAUCGACGGUGUCUGCAGCGGCCUCUUCUAGCUGGCUGGACUGCAUCUCUCGCCAGUCGGGCAUCCCCGAGUGGCUGCUUAUGAUGGUCCUGUUCCUCGUCGUGGUGACCAUGGUGUGGUUGUGCUGUGCGACCAUGGUGACCUCGCCCAGCAGCAGCGUGACAUCGUCCACCUCGCCACCACCCGCCUACUCGCACCAUAAAAUGGGUGUCAGCGGAGACCUCGACUACCUGCUCAUCUACGACCCGUCCGAACAGGUCAAGAUCCAGCCGCCUGUUGACCAGGAAGCACCACCGCUGCCAGUCAAGGUCCCUCUGAGCCAGAUCUAAGCUGAGCCGAGGCGAGGCCAAGCAAGCACGACCAUUGCAGUUGCAGCCUCACGCACCUCACUCUUCUUUCCUUCCUCACUACACACUUUCUUCUUUUUUAAAUUCUUUAUCUCUGCUGCGUUAUCACCGGCCGCAGUAGUUUAUCGACUUUGUCUCUGUCGUUUGUGGACAGUUUGCAGAUUGACAAGUUUUGAUUGUUGUAUGGCUUGUUGGGCUUUUGAUAGCCACAUGUGAGAUGGGAGACAAGUAUGUCACCUUUGUAGGAAAGUGCAAUGGCAUUUGUCACCGUGCUUUUCUACUGAUAAGUGAGAUUGUUAGCACAGAGGCAAUGCCUUCUUUGUUUUUUCUCUAUAUAUAACAGAACAUGCAUAUACACAUCAGUCCUUUGUUUUCUUUAACUUCAAAUGCUAUGUUUGAUAACUUUAGACUUGUAAGUGAAAUCCCAUAGUGCAACAGAAACAGUUCUUAAAAUUCUGCUGUCAUCUGUGUUAGGGAUGUUCUCCUUAGGGACUUUCUCUAGCCAUUUAUCAUAGUUCUGCUCUAGUUUUUCAGCAUUGUUAGUUUAUCACAGACAUAUAUAGAAUUCACUCUUCCAUGUUACAGUAAAUCCAAGAUCCUUUUCACCGUCUGCUAAAACAUUGUUUCCCUCCGAGAUCACAAAAUGGAAAUAGAACUGAAACUUGCAUUAACUUGGUUUGAAAGGUAGCUGAAGUGCACGUUUGCAGCAUCGGCUUACUUUACAAUGUUCCAAACUUUCUAAAGCUUGGCACUCGCUUUAUUACAUCCUUCAUCACCAAUUGCUGCUCAAUUGCUUUUCAAAUGUUGCCGCAAUUCAGAUUUUAUAAAAUUUUCUGCGCUGCCAUGAAUGUUUCCUUCAACCAGUAGUGGCCUCUUAUGUAAAACAAAAGGGGGGAACUUGUUAUUUUGGUUGUGUUGUUUUAAUUGCUCUGGUUAGAACCUUGUAGCAUUUUACAUUUGUUAGAACUUUUAACUAAAGUUUGUAAGGGUUUUGUUUACUGAUGAGAUUGGGUGUGACCCAUAGGUUCACCUUUUCUCUCCCCACACACUAGCCAAAGCUGCCAUAUCAGAUUUAGCAGCUUGUUUUGAUUUUAACCCCUCCCUGCCUCCCAAACUACAUGCUGUUGCUGCUUUACACUUUUGAAUGUACAAAAGCUUUAUUGGAAAGCACAGGAGAGAAAAAAAGAAAGAGGCAGCACGUUCUAGGCAGGAUCUAUAGUCUUUAACAUUGAGAAAGCUUAUACAAACUUUGGCUUAGUCUGUUGCUUCUUUGUGUUUUGGCCAAGACCCUGAAGUUAGCCGUGAGCUAGCAGCCGUACACUCUAAUCAGAAUAUGUAGGGCUGCUUUCAUAAACUGUUUAAGGUGGUGCUUUGUCAUGGAACAGAACUCUUGCAGGGCAUGACAGUUUCUCUCUUGAAGCGGCCUGCACUUUCUGCAAAACACCAUCUCUGAAUUAUCGGGUGCGUGGGUAGUGUCCACAAUGUGCUGAGUCGACACACCGAAGUGUACUGCAGUUGUGAUUUCAUGAGUGAUCUGUUUUGUGUGCUGAAUGUAUGCACUGUGAGAACGGCUUGACCGAAGUUGCAGGGUUGUCAAGUGAUGAAUGGUCUCAAGGACCAUGAUGGCACAACCCAUCCGAGGCAAAAGAAUCAGUUGCUUGCUUUGAUACAUAGAACAGGAUGUCUGCAAUAAGUAGUUUCUUUGAAAUGUAUGGACAGUCUGAUCUGUGUUCAAACAUUGCUUUCUCCAUUCACCCCAUUGACAGAAUUAGGUUCCUUCUGCAACGCAUUAGUCAACCUAAGGAACUUGCUUUGCCCCCGUAGAGCUGUUGCACUUGUCUGAGCUCUCUUUCCCGUAUGCGUGCUGACUUCAAUCUUCUAGUCGUUUGAAAUUUUUCCUGGUUCAAGAAGCAAAACAAAAGGAAAGCGGUGGCCUCAUGAUACAAUGUGCAUGUGUUUCAGCGUUCUGUUCCCUUCAGAAGGCUUUUCCCCACUGGAAUAUUUCGAGCAAUUGUAGGUUACCAUGUUGUGAUAUAUAUAUAUAUACACAGAUAGUAGUGUCGAUGCCAGGUUACACAUACUGUGUGUUGUUCUGCUCACGUUUUUGGAGAAGUUUGAUGCUGCUGCUUCUCUUGUGUUCAUGUUUCUGUUUAGCUUUUUUUUUUUUUUAUACUGCACAUUUGUGGGACCUGGGUACACCUAAAAUGAAUGGGAAAGGUUUUAUUGCACAUCACAGGAAGUGAAGUGUGUUUGAAGUUGUCUGCACCCGAAAUGUCAAUACCAUUGAUUUCCAGGAUUUUUCACCUAGUCCAUCCAGCGUACUGUGGGGAAAGCAUUCUCUAUAAGGUAGAUUCACAGGAUGGAUAAAUCUGUGACAAUGUCUGUGAUGCCAUCAUGACAAGUCUGCUGUCAAACACAGAAUUUUCACUUGAAGAAAAAUGCCAGACAGCCUCAAAUGCACAGUGUUACCUUCUGCUUUGUGCCCAAUCAAAGCCUAACAAUGCCCUGGCUUGAGAGUCCACAUGGAGUAUACAAAAGUGUCUAUUCUAUGCUGGAUGGCAUGUCUGAUUUAGUGUAAUUGUGUAGCAAAGCUGUACAAUACUAUGGUGCCGUAUGGCUGAUGGCUGUGCUUUGCUCCACAUCAAAAAGGGAUUACGAAAAUAAGUCUCUCUUUGGAAAGCAAAAUGAAGAAAGCCUAAUUGCUAGAUUCACUAGCCUUUUCUAUACCAAAAUUUCCAUAGCUUACUGUCAAAAUCUGUCAAGGCUUCUAAGCACUACGAGCCAUGGUGGCUGUGUGCAAGAUGUUGAAGCCCCGAUCUGAUGCACCGUCACACGAUACAUGGUCCUGACAUGACUUUUUGCAUAAUGUGAAUCCACCUUAGGAUGCUGGAGCACCACGAGCACACACAAGCACUCAUGCUGUUGCUUUAGGGAUGGUUGCACAGCAGUGUUGGCAUGGACACCAAUUUCAAAAGUGGAACACUGCAGUUGCGUGCAGUCUCGUUUGCUGUGUCACUCUUCUGCUGUCCCGUUGCGUGCAAUUGGCUCACAGUUUUCUAGAACUUGCUGUAUUACGUGAGUAGUGGCCGCCCAGUCCUUUUGCUUUAAAACCAGUUGUCUUUCCGCGCAAGAGCUCACAUGCGUCAAGUGAACAUUUAGCCAUUGAUUCUGUAUAGUCGAGUGUUUUCUUGUUCACAUGCAGUCCUGAAAGGGAGUGCUUGUUUUGCUCCUGCUUUUGUGAGCAGUACAUGUAAGCUUAUUGAUUGGUAAAUAAAAUUGGAUUUGGGUAUUGA